ACCAAGUUCAGGGAAUCCUCACAGGCACAUGCUUCUUAUCAGCUGGUGUGUGUCACGCCGUGUGUGUUAUCCUUGCUUUAUCACUUGUGCUGAUCAGCUCAUUCAGAUCCAGACGGCUGUCAACACCUGGACUACUUUUCAAAACAUCAGCCUACUUUGCAUACUUUUUUCCACACAGGUAGAGGAAGGAGAAGAAACAGUUGACAAGAAGUUGGAUCAUUUUGGAAACCCUGAGAGGCAGCGUCAUCUCUGCACUUUGGCAUAUCCACCACUUGCAUACAUUAUAGAGGAUCCAUAUUUGGAACUUGUGGCGGGAGGACUUCAUGUGUGAGUGGUCAUGUAACUUUAUCACGCUGGGAAUAGACCCAGGGCUGCCGACACCUCGUCACCUCUUGGUCUGGCAUGGCGCUGAGAUGAUACAAGUCAGCUGGUGUGUUUGCUAACAACUGGAGAUAACAACACUCAAGGGCACUCAUGGUUGUAAACAACAACUGCCGAAUUUCGGUGAAUUUAAAGUCAUUUGAAAAUCUCUCUCCACCCUGUCAUGCACCACCAAGGAAUAACAGCCAACUGUGAGUGUGCACAUACAAGUGUGUGUAUCUGAGUGUGUGCCGCUGAGGGGCGGUGAUUUUCCAGAUUGCUGGAUUGCCUAAUUACCCCGUUCGGGUUUGGGAAUCACGCCCAGAGUCUUCAAACACAAAGGAAGAAAAGAGAGGAAAACAGAUGAUUUAGGUCUGGCUUUCUGCUUGUGACACAGAGAUUAAUUGAAGGAGAAAGACGCUGGAAGUUAAGGCUGUCCGGAGUCAUGAUGUGGAAGUGUGCGACCAAAGUGAAGAAAAACUGGGUUAUAACUGAACCUGGAAUUAAUAUUAAGCUUAACAUGGAGUCUGAAUAGUUUGAAGCAUUUUUGCACAUGUGCAGACUUGGAUGCUGUGUUCAGAAAUGUUUGGAAUCUCUGGAUCUGGACUUAGUGAAUAUCUACAAACCAAGCAAAGGAUCUACACCUGAGGAUUAUUUUUCCAGGUAAGACAAACAUCGGGCCGUGUUAGAUUUCCUGUCCCUGAAAGAGGAUGAGAGGGGAAAGGAGGUCUUCGUCCUUUCGCAAGGAGAAACCGGCGGGCAUGUCCCGGGCUCUCAGCUGGCUGAGCGUGUCCACUCUGUCCCGCCAGAGCAGACGCAUCUUCCACAGCCAAAACAACCUCCACGCUGUCCACCACCGUCAACCGCACUCGCACUCGCACACUCGCCUUCAUGCUGCAGUCAGAGACGAGGAUGAUGAUGACGAUGACAACUGGGUUUACCAGCCUCAACACAAAAGAGCUGUGUCUAACCUGGAUGAGGAGAGCAAGUGGACGGUGCAUUACACAGCUCCGUGGCACCAGCAGGAGAACGUCUUCCUGCCAGGCAGCCGGCCCCCCGCCGUAGAAGACCUCCACCGCCAGGCCAAAGUCAACCUGAAGAGCGCCCUGCGAGAAUGCGACAAGUUGAGGAAAGAUGGAUUCAGGAGCUCUCAGUACUACUCUCAGGGUCCCACCUUCUCUGACCCCUUACAGUCCAACAGCAGCCUGCAGGAUGAAGAGGAGGAUGAUAAGAAGUCCACAGCAUCAUCAGCGGAGGACGACAAAUCUCAGCUGUCCAUGAGGCCCCAGACCCCCCAGGAAGGCGUUGAGGGAGAGGAGGGGUACGAGGUUGACGGAAAGAUUGUAUGGAACAAGGGCGCACCCCUCCCCACCCCGGAGCAGAAGAUGAGGCUGGCGGCUCAGGCCGUAGCCACAGACAUCGUUGCUAUCAACGUCACAGGGGCCGUGUUUGACCGGCAGGCCACCGUCCGACGCUCCCUCAUUAACUCGGACACCGUGUCCCGCCGGCCCAAGAAGGUCAAACGCAGAAAGACUAUAUCAGGGCUGCCUGACAACUUCAACCAUGAGCUAGCAAAAGGAGAUCUCCGACCGCAUUCCAUGUUCAUCCCGGGACAGUACUCCACCUUGGGCAGAGUUGGGAGCGUCAACUCCACGCUCCGCCAUUCGAUCACCAGAGACUCCGGCUGCCAGACAGAAAACGUGAAGGUUGUGCCCCCGUCCAUGAGGAGGAUCCGGGCUCAGAGAGGACAGGGGAUCGCGGCUCAAAUGGCCGGCAUUUCUGCUUCCUCCUCAACAGGAAGUAUAUCCAUCUCGAGCAGUGACAGCUCGGGGAUCAUGAUGCUGCCGCAGUACAACAGAGAUCUUUCCCGUUUUCACAGUCUGCCUCGACCGGGGGCCAGAGUGUCUCUCAGUGCUGACCCCAUCUAUAGCAGCACCCCCAUCAAGUCAGAGGAGCAAACUACGCCUCAGAGGCAGAUUGGGAGGCUGCGGGUUGACGACACAGUGGUGCACAUGAGAAAUGCCCCAAGGACAGCCACCCUUCCCCGGCCCAAGUCUCAGGAGCUGAGGGGGGCGAAAGCCAGUGAUUGGGGGGGUGGCCCGGCAUGUGUGGUCUCCCCACAUGCUGCCUAUUCCACCUCCCUCCUCCCCAACGCCACAAUGUCCAGCUCCUCUGAGGUCAUUAUGCUCAACACCUCUGGUCCCUCCCCUUCCUCAUCUUACCCCACAGCUCGUCCGCUCAGUCUGGCCUCCACCAACACAGACCCCAUGAGCCCCAGCCCAACAUCUUUUACCCACAGUUCCACCUGCCCAGCCUUGGCCACCUCGACCCCCACUCACCCACCAAGGGAUGGCGGUCUGGUGGUCGCAGCACCUGCCAGCGACUUGGGGCACUCUGACAGCAGUAUACACAGCCGCAGCACCUUGGCGCCCACGCCGCCCUCCGGACUGCCCGAGGAACAGUGGAUCUACGACACGCCAGAAAACAUGGUGAUUCCACACCGCACCUUGACCUCCAGCUGCUCCACUCCCAUAAACCAGCUGUACGGCAGCCUGGACCACUCCUCCAGGACUACUACUGACUCCAGCUCCCUCUAUUCCCAAGACAAUGACGGAUACUACACCUCCAUGCACAUGGACUCAGGCCUGCGCUCUCGCAGCCAUGGCAGUGGGCACGGAGCGGCGCCUGCACGGGCCACCAGGCACAGCAUGUACGAGUGCCGGGAGAUGGCCAAUCAGGAAGACACUGGAAGCUUGUACAGUGAUCGCUCGCUGUCACGGAGCAUCUCACUCCGCAAGCCCAAGAAGCCUCCGCUGCCUCCAGCACGCACAGACUCUCUCAGACGUAAGACCUCUGUGAAAAAGCCCCUCGGAGGCGUAAGCGCCAUCAGCGGUGCUAAGGAUUCAAACGGAGCCAUGCUCAAUGAGACUCUAAUUGCCAGCUUGCAGCAGAGCCUGCAGAUGGGGCUGAGAGGGGGGAAGGGGAUAGGGGCUUCACCUUCCUCGCCCUCUCACAGCCCAUGCAGCGACUACGAUGACCCUUGGGUGCUUCGGCCACGCAGUCAGAGUAGCACCAGUGCAUGUAGCUCCGCAGCGUCACUUGUAGCUAAUGCCAACUGUGGCGGCGUGUCUAGCGUGUAUUCGCUCUGCCAUGUGACGCCUGCUCAAAGCGACACCAGCAGCUUGCGCUCAGACUAUGCUGAUUCCUGGGGCUACUACAUGGACUACCCGCGUAACCAAGGAGACCAGAGGGCCCACUCCCCUCAGGCUCAUGGCGCAAACAACAUGUCGGCCGAGGCUCACCCCGGAGAGUUACACAAUGGAGGUGAGAUCCUCAACAGCAGCCAGGCGCCUGGAGCUCCAGGGCAGGAGGGAGGCGUGGCAGCCAAGCCCAAAAUGUCCACCUCCUCCCCGGACCGGGUGCACAGACUGACCUCGCCGUCCAGCGGCUACUCCAGCCAGUCCAACACCCCCACAGCUGGGACCCCCGUCCCCUCGUUCGUCAGGUCCAUGUCUCCAUCGGGGACCCGGCCCAGGCCCCGGGUGCCCGAGAGGAAGUCCUCUCUCCUCUCCUCUGUGUCCAUGUCCUCCUCUUCCACCUCCCUGUCCUCCAACACCUCCGACUCUAUCAAAAGCUUCGGACCUCCUCCCCCACCACCUCCACCCUUGCCACUCCUCUCCUCCUCAGCUCCCACCACCCCUCUGAGCCCACCUCCAGCCUUUCCUCCCCCUCUACCGCCAAGCUCCAUCGCAGGCCCUCCUCCUCCUCCAUCUCCCCCGUUGCCAACCACUCCCCAGGGUCAAACACAGAGCCCACCCCCUGCUUGCUCCACCUCCCCAGAUUUCCCUCCUCCUCCAUCCCCUGAUACACUAUUCCCCUCCAGUUCAUCCUUCAAUGGGAGCUUCAGCCCUCCCCCUCCACCUCCCCCGCCUAUCCCCCCUAUGGGGCCCCCUCCACCUCCUCCUCCUCCAUUGCCUGCUUGUGUCCCAUCGUUCUCCUCCCCAGGCUUUGCUAAGGCAGUGAAGGAUGCUCCUAAAGCAGCUCUCUCCAACAGCCCUACAAAGUCACCUAAUCCCCUGAUCACCCCGUUUGCGCUGCAGAGCGUUCAGCUCCGCUCUGUCAGGCGGCCAGAGAAGGAGAUUAACGGCACGUCAGGCCACACCAAAGCUCAGGGAACGGGGCCGGACCUCCUUCAGGGUCUCAAGCCCCUACAGAAGUCUCAGUCUCUGGAGCAUCCCACUAUGAUACACCUGUCAAACGGCUCCCUAGAAGACGACGACUCUCGUAACUCCUCACCAUCCCCUGUCUCAAAGCUCUUAGAAGACUUCCCUUUUGACUUCAGUAUCACAGACGACACGACAGAUAGUGCGGUCGUAAAUGGGAGAUCUGAGGAUCAGAGUGACUUUGUUUUACACAGAAGAGAAAAAGCAGAAGAACAGAAUGUAUUGCCAAGCCCCCCACAGAGCCCUGAAAGCUCCCCUGUCAAACAGAAGCCCCCAGUAGUCUCCAAGAAACCCAACAUGUCUUUUCUCCACCAAUUUAGCCCCCAACAAAUCAUUGAACAGAUUCCAUCUCAGCAUGAGGGUCCAACCGGCCCGUUACAGACAGAAGACCAAGUGGAUGCGCUGCGAAGACAAAUGAAAGAAGAUAUCAAAAGUGAGCAACAGGCGGAAGAGGACACUUCGGAGAUCUCCGAGGUUCAAGCUAAGAGCCGUGAAACAUCUCCCACAAUAACCCAGGAGGAGCGCACACCUGCUGCUGCCGGCCAAUCAAGUCCCGACCACGCAGUGUAUACCAAUGGAGCGGCUCAUGAAGAGGACGAGGACGAGGAGGAGGGAGAUGGAACAAGUAGCACGACUGGAUCCGUCAGCUCCAAGGAGGACGACACAGGUGAGGUGUUCUUCUCCAGCACGGCUGAAUCGUCUCCGGUCCCGCCCGCCAACGGGGCCUCUGAGGAGAAAAUGGUGACCCCGACUCCCACCCGGCCCCGGACCACCGAGGACCUUUUUGCCGCCAUUCACAGGUCGAAGCGGAAGGUCCUGGGACGCAAGGAGACGGAGGAGGACAAGUCCCGGGCUGGGAGCCAACCCCAGUCUCCACCGGCCACCCCAACUGGGGGCUCCCCAGUGAUGGGGUCCCCGUCCCCGGGCAUGGUGUCCCCUGGCAUGGCGUCCCCGGUCAUGGCGUCCCCGGGCAUGGCGUCCCCAGUCAUGGCGUCCCCGGGCAUGGCGUCCCCGGGCAUGGCGUCCCCGGGCAUGGCGUCCCCGGUCAUGGCGUCCCCGGGCAUGGCGUCCCCGGGCAUGGCGUCCCCGGGCAUGGCGUCCCCGGUCAUGGCGUCCCCGGCCAUGAUGUCCCCGGGCUCGACGUCCUCCUUGCCCCGCCAGACAGGCUCCAUCCAGCGCAACCUCCGCAAGUCCUCCACCAGCAGCGACACCUUCAAGGCCCUCCUCCUGAAGAAGGGCAGCCGCUCAGAGAGCAGCUUCAGGAUGUCGGCCACGGAGAUGCUUCGCUCCACCGGCCCUCGCACCCAGCGAACAUACUCCGAGUCAGCGUUGGACUCUCCUGCUGCUUCUCCCUCGUCACUGGGGUCCCCAAACAGCCCCUGCAGCUCCCCAGGCCGCGGGAAGAGGGCAACAGAUGAGUGGAGCCGCUACGACGCGUUCUCCCUGUCCUCGCCGACGGCAUCGACCUAUUCAAUGAGCGGGUUCAAGUACGGGCGCUCCCGCACGCCGCCUUCUGCCGCCAGCAGCAAGUACAACGCCCGCAACCGAAUGCUCAGCAGCCCAAUGACAGUCAUCUGUGAGCGGGAGGGGGAGCUGGCUGAGAGCGAGUACGGAGACCCUGCAGAAAGUCUGUCCGGACCCUCGGCUCAGACCCGGGCUGUACUCAAUAACUCCAAUGGCACUUUAUCUGGAGAGAGCAGAAGUUAAAGAGCAAGGAGCGCCCCUUAGAUACAGGGAGCUAAACUCGAUCAUCAUAACCAGGUAGCAGGCAGGAGGAGGAGCCAAUAGUUGGCCCUCUGGAGAGAACUUCCUGUGCCACUCCCCCUCAAAGCCCGAAGGGGUGGGCGUCGGGUGCUGAUGUGAGGUCAGAGGUCACCCCGUCAUGGACAGAGCUGAACUUGAUCUGAAGUGGACUGGUUGUGCUGCAGCUUUUCAUGGAUUCUCACUCUGUCCUUCGUUUCACAUUUGUGUUGAAAGAAAAGUGUUUCUUUUACACCUGGUGUUUUAAGUAUGUUUUCCAUUUGUUUUGCUGUUUUCUUUUACUGUAUCAUGUCCCUAACACGCAGGACCUUUUACGUUUCUUUGAAGAACAAGGUUGGGGUGGUAAACUAAGAUGAAGUGAAGGAAUUGAAAAGUAACUUUGCUGCUGUGGUGCUACGUAGCUUGGCAAUUGGAAAGAGUGGGAUGUAGACGCUCGACUUGUGAACCUCCUCAGCUUCUGCUUCUCUUCUGUUGGCUCUGGAAAGUGUUUGAAUGCACCCCGUUGUGCAAGUGUUGGCUUCAAACAGCCCAUAACAUUGUGGAAAGAACGAGAGGAAGUGGUACGACAGAGAGCACCACGGUACCUCUUAAGCUGUGGUUAUGGCCAGGUUUUGCUUCUUGUUCUUAGGUCAGAGCUGUAGUUUGCAGAGCUGGUGUGUUCAGUGGUCCGUAGAAAGUGCAGAGGGCUCAGAGCUUCACCUAGUGAUGGCCAGGAAGUCAAAAACUGUGAAGUUUUAAAGACACCAAAACAGAACAUUUGUUCUAAAAACGCUCAUAACAUUUUAGUUCAUAGAUUUUGCAUUGUUCAGAGGUCCUUUUCUUUGUGACUUUAAAAACAUUUUAAUAAACAAGUGAUGUCAUGACUUGUGUUUGGGAGUUCAGUAUGAAUCUAUACAUGUAAAGAGGGGAUGACAUUAAAAGAGAAGCUUAUGUUACUGUCGGGGUCUUUUAGUGUCCAUGUUUGUUACCAAAGAGCUGAAAAAUAAUCUGGAAGUGAACACAAUCUGAGUUUGGCUUCUCUAACACCACGCGUUGCGGUCGAGUCGUCGCUAAGUUUGCUGCGACCUACUAGAAGCUUUUUAGGGCUCGAAUGAUUUCUAUAAUGAUGUUAACAUUUCUGCUCAGUUUAUCUUUUUGCAGUUUUAUAUGAUUCUGUAUGUAAAUACAUAGAGGACUUUUAAGUAACAUUUUGACUUAUUUUCAAAGACUGUACAUUUUUUAGAGCCCAGCGUUUGCUGAAAGGGAGUGGUUUCCUAUUUGUAGAUUAUUUAUGUUCACAUAGCAGGGCUGCAAAGGUGUCGCGAUCUGAGUUAACCAGAGAGGUGAUGGGGAGGCCACAUUUACUACGCUGAUCCCUCCUGGCUGUUUCCUUCAUAUAACAACAAAAAUGCAAUCAUGUCAAUAUUUGUGCUAAAUCCUUCAGCUGCCCUUAAUCCUUAGCCAUGCAAAGCCAGCACUGGUGCUCUCAGCUGAGUAAAUGUGGUCUCUAUGGAGUCAUAAAGUGAGGAGACAGGCGUGAGACUUCCUAACCUCCUAACAGCCAUAACACCCCGUGGGUAAUCACCUGUGACCAAAGUGUGUCUCUGAGACCCCGCUCGGCUAUGAUUGAGCACUUGGGGCUCCGAGCUUUGUCUCAGGACAGGAAAGCGUCUCAAUCGCAGGCAGCUUGUGAAAAGACACGACAGAAAAAGUACUGGGGGCGGAGCUGCUGAAGCUCAUGUGUAUGUCUGUGUAAUAAAAACAAAGUGAUAUUUAAA
Messenger RNA from Trematomus bernacchii (emerald rockcod), 8101 nucleotides. It is a transcript of the gene nhsl1b, whose product is annotated as NHS-like 1b. The record is from RefSeq and is a predicted model, not a curated record. Bases 1071 to 6290 code for a protein of 1739 amino acids. NCBI's taxonomy places the organism in Eukaryota, Metazoa, Chordata, Actinopteri, Perciformes, Nototheniidae. Gene Ontology annotation, biological process: cell differentiation. The transcript has 8 exons.